AUGGAAGCCCUUGGCGCGGUAUCUUCGAUCUUCGCGAUUUAUAACCAGCUAGAAGAAUGUGGCAAACGCUUGCACCGCCUCAAGCAUGAUUUCCGAAUCGCCAAGCAAGAGGUCAAUCUGCUCGCAGACGAGUCGCCCGCUAGAAAAAAAGUCAUGGAAUUGGCUCGCAAGCAGCAACUGGAGGAUACUCUCAGUUGCCAAGCAAAUUUUGCAUUUGGACAAAUCAGUGAGAUUGUUCUGAAGCUUGAGCCUUUGAGAAAACAGAGCAAUGCUAGUCAAUUUGACCAAUUUAUCGCAAAGCUCCGGUGGCAUUGGACGAAGGAUGAGGUUCAGCUUCCUCUUCUCACAUUAAACAGUGUCAAGAUAUCUUUGACAGCAUUCAACUGCCUCUUCAUUCUUGAAUUCUGGAUCGCAGACAUGAAGAGACCGUCGGUUUCAGAAACCGAAAUGAAAUCUCUAAAACUCCAAAUGUGA
This is a messenger RNA of Penicillium odoratum, 474 nucleotides long. RefSeq lists its product as uncharacterized. Lineage: Eukaryota; Fungi; Ascomycota; Eurotiomycetes; Eurotiales; Aspergillaceae. The record is from RefSeq and is a predicted model, not a curated record. The transcript has 2 exons. Bases 1 to 474 code for a protein of 157 amino acids.